GUAACAGUGAGGUAAUCGGUGCCGCUGGAGCCUCUACAGAAUGUCAGGAUUUCUUAUCGAGAGGGACAAAUGUGACUGAGGAAAAUAUCUGGAAUAAAACGUUGCUUAAACGCGGUCUUGCAGGUCAACGUGUGUGUGGUAGAAGACGUACAGAGGGGAGCAGUUUGGGCAGAAAAUAAAACCAAUAGCUUUAAUAUUUUUUACCACGUGCAAUGGGGUCAGGUGACCUUGAACUGCUAUUAAACCUCUGACCUUGUCCAUGUCAGGUGAGACUGAGCCAAAGCCCUACCUGUACAGGGCUGUGUCCGAAGCAGAGGAGCCUGAAUCCCUGUCUGGCUCCAUGUCUCAUCUGCACCAUAUGGGCGGGGCCUCAGAGGGCAGCGACAGCAGUCAUGACACACCCCUUUCUCCGAGACCCCAUACCCAGAUGCAUGAAGAUCUGGAGAUGGGCGGAAACUGCUCCAGUGGAAGUGGCACAGAGUCUCACAGCAACGAAUCGCACAGUAAUGAAUCUCGCGGAAACGAGUCUGUGGGCAGUACCAGCGGAAGCGGAAAGGACUCUGCCUUCAUGGCAUCAUCGGGGAGUAACAAGAGCUCAAACUCUCAAAGUCUGUCCCCUCCCAGCAGUAACGAUGCUUUCAGCCUGGUCAGUUCAGAGCAAGACAACCCGUCCACCAGCGGCUGCAGCAGUGAACAGUCUGCAAAGGCAAAGACCCAGAAAGAGCUUUUCAAGAUGCUGAAGGAGCUGAAAUAUCACCUUCCACCCGACAAAUGCAACAAGGGCCGGGCAAGCACGCUUCACGCUCUCAGAUACGCCUUACGCUGUGUCAAACAAGUCAAAGCCAACGAAGAGUACUAUCAGAUGCUCAUGAUCAAUGACAGUCAGCCCUCAGGUCUGGAUGUGUCCUCAUACACUAUUGAAGAAAUCAACAGUAUUACCUCAGAAUACACCCUCAAAAAUGCUGAUAUUUUUGCUGUUGCGGUGUCCCUCAUCACGGGGAAGAUCGUCUAUAUAUCGGAGCAAGCGGCAGGAAUACUAAACUGCAGGAAAGAUGAGUUCAAAGACCGCAAGUUUGUGGAGUUUCUGAUGCCUCGUGACUUUAGCGUAUUCUACAGCUUCACCACACCAUACAGACUGCCGUCCUGGAGCUUGUGUACCGGUACAGAGUCAUCAUCUACUGAAUUCAUGCCGGAGAAAUCUUUCUUCUGUCGCAUCGGCGGUGGUAAAGAGAAGGAAGGAGAUCUCAAGUACUAUCCCUUCAGGAUGACUCCGUAUCUGAUGAAGGUCCAGGACUUUGAGCUUUCCGAGGAACAUUUCUGUUGUCUCAUACUAGCUGAGAGAGUUCACUCUGGAUAUGAAGCACCAAGAAUUCCACCUGAUAAGAGGAUCUUCACCACAACACAUACACCCAACUGUGUCUUUCAGGAUGUAGAUGAGAGGGCAGUGCCUCUGUUAGGAUACCUGCCCCAGGACCUGAUUGGGACACCCUUGCUGUUACACCUCCACCCCAGUGACAGACCUCUCAUGUUGGCAGUGCACCGGAAAAUUCUGCAGUAUGUUGGUCAGCCGUUCGAUCACUCCUCCAUCCGAUUCUGUGUGAGGAAUGGUGAAUACAUCACUUUAGAUAGCAGCUGGUGUAGCUUCGUGAACCCCUGGAGCCGCAAAGUGUCCUUUGUAAUGGGACGGCACAAAGUCCGCAUUGGGGCGAUGAACGAGGAUGUGUUUUUAGCACCAGCGUUCACAGAUGAAAAGAUCAUGGAUUCAGAUAUACAGGAGAUCACUGAACAGAUUCACAGACUACUUCUGCAGCCGGUCCACAGCGUGGGCUCCAGUGGUUAUGGUAGUCACGUCAGCAAUGGUUCCCAUGAGCACCUGCUGAGCAUCGCGUCCUCUAGUGACAGUAAUGGAAAUAGCAAGGCUGCUAACAUUGGAAACAGGAGUACUGAAAAUACCGGAAAAGAGGAAGAGAUAAAGAUCAAACCGAGGUCAUUUCAGGAAAUUUGUAAAGGGGUUCAUCUGAUGAAAGCACAGGACCAGCAGGGAUCAAAAGCAGAACACACAAAGACCUCAGACAGAGGGUUCAAGUCUCCUGUUGUAAAGCAGAGAGACUCAGCACUAAGAGAUGGACCCGCUGCAAUGGAGGAACUCCAGGACCGCUCGGUGUACUCAUACCAGCAGAUAAGCUGCCUCGACAGUGUCAUCAGAUAUUUGGAGAGCUGUAACGUCCCAAAUACAGUGAAGCGGAAGUACCAGUUCUCCUCAAGCAGCAUCUCCUCAAACUCAGACGAGGACAGACAUGCUUCCGGGGACAGUCUGCAGCAAACCGAGGGUCCACAAAUUAGGAAGAUGCCGUCCUCUAUGUCUAUGAAGACGAAUGACAAGCCUCCAUCAGUUCCCGCCCCAGUUGUGGGAGGGCCUUUUUCGCCGUUGGACCUGCCCAUCAAAGCGGACAGUGUCGUGUCUCAAUGUUCCUACAGCAGCAUAAUUGUGCAUGUGGGGGACAAGAAAACCCGACAAGAAUCAGACUACAUUGAAGAUCAGGCAGAAAGCCCCGCCCUCUCCACACCUAUCAGCGUGGUUUCCCCGCCCACAGUGGAGCAGGAGGCCUAUAGGAAACAGGGCCUCACGAAGCAAGUGCUGACAGCACAUACGCAGAAAGAAGAGCAAGUGUUCCUCAACCGUUGCAAGAAGCUCUGUCACGCUCAGUCUCUCCGGAGAGAUUGUCCACCGAGCAUGCAGAGAAACAGAGCACAAGGUGAAGGAGCUUGUGGGUCCACAGCGGUACCUGGUGUGCCUGGUACAGAGCCCAUUGCCAAGAAGAGCUGGCGCACCAAAAAGUCAAAGAAGGCACGAACGAAACAUCCCGACUUGCCGGAUAACGCCGCGUCUCAGCACAGACCUCUCCCACCCCUGCAGGGUUUGAACCCAACAUCCUGGUCCCCCUCAGAGACCUCACAGUCUGGACUCUCAGUCCCGAUUCCCACCGUGGUUCCAGGGUAUCCUUUGUAUCCCAUAGUCCCAUCUGCCACCCCGGCUCAAACUCCUACGGGAACAACCAAGUCCCAGGGCGCUCAGGGCCUGCCCACUGCACCGGCCUACCCUCCUCCAUUGGUCACGCCAGUUGUGGCGUUCGUUGUGCCCAGUUUUGUGCUGCCACAUAUAGGUACAGCACCUCGCUCUCCAUUCUAUGCUGACAGUGCUGUCUAUCGACCUCAGCAGUCCUAUAAUACCCAGAAUCCCUUUCAGCCCAAGCAGGCCUACAACACACAGCAGUCAUUGCAACCUCAACCAGUCUACUCCACCCAACAAGUAUUGCAACCCCAGCAAGCUUAUUCCACCCCGCAGCUCAUCCAAAAUCCUCAAGAGUGUAGCGCACAUCAGCCCAACAACGGCUUCGUUCCCCAACAGCCGUUUACACCACAAACACCUUUCCCAUAUGGAAUGACAUCGUGCCCCGAACCACCCAUCGCAGAGUGUCCUCACUCUCCCCCGCUGUUCGAGUCCCGCUGUAGUUCUCCGUUGCAGCUGGACCUGCUUCAGAUGGAAGAAAAUCACAGUGCAGCGCCCUCAUCCUCCACUCAGGGGAACUGCAGAUCAGCACCGGAAAAAAAUAACACGUUGGCACGGGAUGGCUUACUGCAGGCGUGUAGGUCAGGUGACGGCCUUCAUUGUGGCGAUCACUCGUCAUCCAGCAGCGUGCUGGAACUGUUGUUGCAGGAAGACUCUCAUUCCGGCACCGACUCGGCCAUCUCAGCAUCUACGGGAUUCACAUCCAAUGACUGCAACACAUCCAACAGUGGCACAGGAAGCAACACAAGCAAGUAUUUUGGCAGCGUGGACUCCUCAGAGAACAAUCAGAGGAGGGACGAGACACAGAAGGACCACAGGGAGAAUUUGGCUAAAUAUGUUCUUCAAGAGCCUGUAUGGAGGCUUAUGAACGAGGCUGAUGACUGUGUCAUGAUGACAUAUCAGUUGCCGUCAAGCAGGGACAUGGAAAAUGUUUUGGGAGAAGAUCGAGAGCGUCUGAGGUGUAUGCUGAAGAAUCAGCCGCAUUUCUCUUCAGAACAGCGUAGAGAACUGAUCGAUCAACACCCCUGGAUGAGGACAGGACGAUUACCCAAUGCCAUCAACAACAAGGACUGCAUGUACUGUGAGGAUAAUGCCCCUGCAACGCUAGAAGAGGACCUGUCUGACAUGGAGUUGAUCAUUUUGGGAGAAAUGGGACAUAACAGAGCAGGGUCUCCAUCACCGGAGGAGAGAGAACAGCCCAGUGGAUAAACUAUGUGAUGACAAUGUAUUAACGUUGUCCUGUAUUGGCCAGCAGAGGGCUGACGAAUGUGUACACACACAAACAGAGUACAUGGUCUUCUUUAUUUGGGCUUAGGUGUGCACAAAUAUCCUUUGUUACUUGCUAAUGAUGAUAAAAGUGUUCAUGUUUGUACGUGUUAAAAUGCAAUAGGUAGCCGGCUGAUAGGCCAAAGAUAUUCAGAUAAACAGGCUCUGAUUGUUGGAAACUGCUUACCAUCUGACCACACUCUAAAAUCUUUCAUAUGUAGCUCCACAUGCUUUUGUCUCAUUGGAAUGAUGCUCUGUGUUUACAUCCGAAGUUUGUUUGUACCAAUGUAACGUUUCAAUAAGGUGUGGAGAAUUUGGCGUAGUAGAAAAGAUGUAAUGCUAUAAUCCAAAACCUGGUCAUGAAACCACUGUACUGUGAGUUUGGGGACCAUUUGAGGCGAAUGAUGCACUGCCAACAAUGACUGGUCCAUCCAUGUCUUCUUGCCAGGACAUGCACAGGGUAUAUUUGUUUGGAGGUUUUCUGGGACGUGCAAUCAUGGGAAUUUAUAUUUUUAAGAUUUAUUUUGUAGGUCAUCUCAUCUUUUGUCUCUUGAUUAUUCAGAUGUUUUAAUCAUCUUUCAGUGAUGUCAUUGGUAUGUUUGCUCUGAAGAAGGUUGAAGUUAUGCACAUGAUUUUGGAACCGGCCCUCUGUUUCAGUCUCCUCAAACCAAAGUACAGAUCUUUUGACAGUCUGCCCGAUGUCAUUUUUGUCACAAAGUUUUUAACAGUGUUACUGAAAGUCCCAAGGCUGCAACGUGCAAAUAGGUAAAAUGUGUUUACAUUUUUUAACAGCUGGUCCACAAGGUGGCAACACUUUCACGCCAAGCAUACUUUAAAAAGCUUGAGGACCUGAGUGUGUUUUUUUGGAUGAAUGAAAGUAUGAUAUUGAAGAUAAGCCAUAUAAGGUUUGAUCAUUCAGAUCACUUUAUUCACAUUGAGAUAUCUUCAUUUUCUUUUAUUUCUUCAAGCUUUUCUUGAUAUUCUUCAUGGUCAUGUCACUUUUAUUCAGAUUUGUUUACAUUUUCUUUUUAUGUAUUUAUUUGAAUGUAGGAAACAAACUUGUCACAAUAUUCUUAUCUUGUAAUAAAAAGAGAU
Triplophysa dalaica is the source of this 5431-nucleotide messenger RNA. RefSeq names its product period circadian protein homolog 2-like. The record is from RefSeq and is a predicted model, not a curated record. Gene Ontology annotation, cellular component: cytoplasm; nucleus. The transcript has 24 exons. NCBI's taxonomy places the organism in Eukaryota, Metazoa, Chordata, Actinopteri, Cypriniformes, Nemacheilidae. Gene Ontology annotation, biological process: circadian regulation of gene expression; entrainment of circadian clock by photoperiod; negative regulation of transcription by RNA polymerase II. The coding region runs from base 260 to 4279 and encodes 1339 amino acids. Gene Ontology annotation, molecular function: transcription corepressor binding; transcription cis-regulatory region binding.